CACACACACACACCAUUAAUUAAACAUGACUACUACGGCCACCACCAUCCUCCUCCUCCUAGCCCUCUUCUCCGCGUCCCUCAGCCUCAUGAUGGCGGACAUGUCAAUCGUCGAAUAUGAUAACAAUCACCCCUCAAAAUCCAGAACCGACGAAGAAGUGAGGGGUAUUUACAAAAAGUGGAUGAUAGAGAAUGGAAAAGUCUACAACGGAAUUGAGGAAUCCGAAAAGCGUUUCAACAUUUUUAAGGAAAAUUUGGUCUUCAUAGAUACUCAUAACUCCGAGAAUCGGACCUACAAGGUUGGAUUGAACGUGUUUGCCGAUCUGACCGAUGAAGAGUACCGAUCCUACUACCUCGGCAUGAAAUAUGAUGCCGAUCUCCAAUCUGUUCAGUCAGAGCUGGACAGCCAAAGUUAUGCUGCCUCCUCAGCUGAAAAUAUCCCGGUGUCCCUUGAUUGGAGGACGAAGGGCGCCGUAUCACCUAUUAGGAACCAGGGACGAUGCGCAAGUUGUUGGGCUUUCUCGGCGAUUGCAACAGUGGAAAGUAUCAACCAGAUAGUAACGGGACAACUGAUUGAUUUGUCCGAGCAAGAACUUAUCGACUGCGACCGAAGUGUCAACACCGGCUGCAAAACCGGGCGCCAGAUUGAGGCAUUCAAAUUCAUUACUAGAAAUGGUGGUAUAGACACCGAGAAAGACUAUCCUUAUCUAGAAGCCGAUGGCACCUGCAAUGCCACUAAGAUGAAAUCAAAGGUGGUGAGCAUAAACGGUUACAAAGAAGUACUACCGCGCAACAACGAAAUAUAUUUAAUGAUAGCUGUCGCACAACAGCCCAUCAGCGUCGGCAUUGAAGCCUAUGGCAAGGCAUUCAAAAAUUAUGUCUCGGGUAUUUUCACGGGAAACUGCGGAACCUCCCUAGAUCAUGCAGUGGUGGUGGUGGGAUAUGGAAGUGAGAAAGGACUUGAUUAUUGGAUAGUGAAGAAUUCAUGGGGAUUGAAUUGGGGUGAAAGCGGAUAUAUGAGGAUCCAGCGGAACUUUUAUCCAGGUAAAGGAAAAGGGAAAUGUGGCAUAGCAAUGUUUGCCUCUUAUCCCACUAAAACCGGAAAGGCCGGGGUCGGAGGAGACGGUAUCGUUAGUACUGCAUGAACGUACGUACGUUAAAAUAAUUAAGGUGGAGGCCGUCACUUCUUUUGUUUUUGUGUAUUUAAUUAAGUCAUCUUUUAUUAAUAAAAUUAUUAAUUAUGUCA
Molecule: messenger RNA, 1245 nt
Organism: Impatiens glandulifera
Lineage: Eukaryota; Viridiplantae; Streptophyta; Magnoliopsida; Ericales; Balsaminaceae
Product: ervatamin-B-like
Exons: 4
Coding region: 26-1144 (372 amino acids)
Cellular component (GO): lysosome
Molecular function (GO): cysteine-type endopeptidase activity
Source: RefSeq, a predicted model, not a curated record